Messenger RNA from Brachypodium distachyon (stiff brome), 3168 nucleotides. RefSeq lists its product as uncharacterized. The coding region runs from base 1028 to 2845 and encodes 605 amino acids. The record is from RefSeq and is a predicted model, not a curated record. Gene Ontology annotation, molecular function: protein binding. NCBI's taxonomy places the organism in Eukaryota, Viridiplantae, Streptophyta, Magnoliopsida, Poales, Poaceae. The transcript is spliced from 6 exons.
CAUAUGAAAGACAUUAAAAAUCAUGCUCAGUGCUCACCGAGUAACUGCCCAUCGGAUAUCAAAACAGAAUACCAGAAAUCUCUAUCUCCCCUAAAACAUCCUAUAUAACCACAACCAAUCAUAAUCCCGCCAACCACAUGCCGCAUCAAAAUCUCCAAAUCAAUUCCUUCUCAUAUUAGGUACGUACCUCCUUCGCAAAGAGGCAACAAUACAUUUUCCAUGUCAGGUCGAAUUUGGCGUUGACCAGCCUAAACCGACAUGAGAACCAAAUUUACCUGGUAAUAAUACUUGAGGGAUGAAUUCGCUCAAAAAGAGUCAAUGGAUGAAGUCCGCACUUAUGAAAUAGUCGAGGGGACGAAAAUCUUAGUUUCCAGAGCUGAACUAUACACAAGGGAACAGUGAAAACAUCGAGGGAUGCAAAAAUCAAUAUAUAGUUUGGUGAAAAUCAAGAGUGUGUUGUGCAACUAAGAAGAAAAAUCAAUAUAUAGUUUUUUUAAACAACGAUCUGGUUUUAUUUAUUCAAUGAAUAACGUACAUCUGUUCGAAAAAACUAAAACGACAACAAAGAUUUCAGAUAAACCGAAAGUUACAUCAAAAAUCUUUGAAGCCAACUUACACUUUGUAAGUUUUAGUGAGUCGCAUGAGCCAUACCCCCGAACGGGCAGCCCAGCGGACUACAAGAGUUCUUUAGUUAUGUUGCGCUGAUGGCCCGUGGCCCAGCCGGCCAGCCCAGCGGACUACAGCGUAGUGGAACGAAGCCAAUCCCUACAAAUAAGGCACGAAUGGAUGCGCUCAAAAAUAAAAAUAAAAAGGCACGGAUGGAUCCCCUCGAAAAAAAAAGGCACUGAUGGAAAAGCGGAAAACUCCUGAAAAUCUGGCUAACCCUCCCCCGAAAACAAGAUGACCAACUUCCAAAGAACCCCAACCCCUCCCCAAACCCGCCGCCGCCGCCACUGCCACCUGCUUCGUUGAAGGAUCGAAAAAUCGCCGCCGGUUGGAUCAAUCUUCUUGCUACCCGUUCGACGAAAUGCCCCCCAAGGUAACCAAGCGGUGGGUGCCGGUUAGCCGACCGGCGGGGACAUCUCCCGCACCCGCAGCACGCAAGCCAUCCAACGAAACGUCCCCGAAGGUAUCGAAGCGAUGGGUGCCGGUUAACCAUAACCAACCUGCGGGGACGUCCCGCGGCGCAGGCAACCCAUCCAAGAAAAUGCCCCGGAAGGUAUGGGUGCCAGUGGGGAAGUCUCAGGGGGCAGCCGAGCCCGCCGAUCGGCUCAGCGACCUCCCAGAUGCGCUCCUGCACCACAUCAUGUCGUUCAUGAAGUCCUGGGAGGUGGUCCGCACUUGCAAGCUCUCCAGGCGGUGGCGCAACCUCUGGGCUUCUGCACCCUGCAUCGACAUUCGUGUGGGGCGCCAUGAUAGACCACCCACGGAUAUGGUCAAGUUUAUGAACCGGGUUCUGCUCACUCGGGACAUGCUCACGCCAGUCGACACGCUCCGUCUGCGCUCGGUUGGCGAAGAUGAUUUCUACGAGACUUAUAAUAAUGGCAAUGUCAAGAGGUGGAUCCGCAAUGCUCUCAAGCGAAGAGCUCGUGUUAUCCAUCUUAAUGGCCAUCUCCACAACUGCAUAACACUGGAUCGCAUGGACUUUGUGUCUUGCCACCUCAAAAUCUUGAAACUGUCAUACGCCAAGCUGGAUGAUAGAGUUAUGAGGCAGCUCUCUUCUCAGUGCCCUUCUUUGGAAGAACUAGAUCUUAAGAGCUGUGUGGUAGAUGGCCAUGAGAUAGUAUCCUUCUCUCUGAAGAGUUUGAUCGUGGUCAAGUGCAAGUUCACUAUGAACCUCUUGGUGGAUGCUCCAAACCUCAUGUUGCUACGUUGCAUCACACCGGAGAAGUGGGUUCCCGUGUUAAAGAACUCUGUGUCUCUGGUCACAGGCAGCAUCAGUCUUGAUGACUCUUUAUUGAGUUCUGAAUUUCAUAAGGAUGACGAUGAUGAUGAUGAAUUCCCUCAGACUAGCGAUGAAGAUGAUGACAAUGAUAAUACAGAUGCCCAGUGUGAUGGUAAAAAUGCUGCUGCUGACAGAAGUCAUAAUGAGGGAUUUCUUGAUAGUAUUUUGUUUGGCGGAUUUUCUGAUUUCUGUGAUGAUUAUCCCGAUGACUAUCCUGAUGGCUAUUCUGAUAACUUCAAAGACGAUUACGAUUAUGGAAGUGAUAUCAAUAGCGAUGAUGAUACAUAUGAAUAUAGUGAGAUUGCAAAUGGCUUUGAAGAUAAAUAUUCUGGAAACUGCUAUGAUGAUCUGGAAUUCAGUAAGGGUGGUAAAAAUUAUGGCUUCAGUGCGAACUAUGGGUUCAAUGACUAUAAAACCUUAGGUGGCCAAAAUGUUCUUCACAGCCUUUCUAAUGCCAGAAGCAUAGAGCUGUUAGGUCAUGCGGGAGAGGUGGUUCUGAGGAGGGAAUCAAUGAGUUGUCCAACUUUUAACAACCUGAAGACUCUGUCCCUUGGUGAGUGGUGUAUCAGCAGGGGUGCUGAUUUUUACAUACUAAUUCGCUUACUCCAGCAUACACCGUGUUUGGAGCAGCUCUUUCUUCAGCUUGAAAUGAACUUCGGCAUUGAAAAUGCAUUAGGAAGAUGUAAACCAAAUGGAGGUUCAUUUUCUUGCAAACACAUUAGAAUGGUGAAGAUCAAAUGCACCAAAGAUGAUCCUAGAUUGCAUAUGUUGGCACAGUUGUUUAAGGCCAACGGCAUACUGCUUGAGAAGAUUUAUGUGCGUCGAAGUGGGAGCUUCCAUCUUUGUAUGUUGAAGCGAAACAGGGAAAUUAGCAUUGCUGAAAUGCGCGACUACCUGUAAAAACCCUUGCCCCGUUCAAAAUACAUAUAAGAAUGCAAGGCACUUGAGCUGGGAGUCAAGAAAGCAUGAUUUUCGCAGUAUGCUGGCAGUGCCUGCAGAUCUAUGACGGAGCUUUACCUUAGUCAAUAUCAUCACGGGAACUUAGCAACUAUGAGUAUUCAAUAUUCAUUUUCACCGCGUACUAUCUUUCUUCAUUCUCCUGUUUCGUUCUUAUCACCGUGCAUCGACUGCUUAUGAUUACCAGGGUGACUUGUGCUGAGCUCUCUUGCUUUGUUCUGGAGUGGCAUUGUUAUGAAAUGAAUCUGUGUGUUCUUUCCAUUGAA